AUGGUGCGAAGUUGGGCUGUGGGUCCGUCUCUUUCACUUCUUGGGUUACAGUGCAAGCGUGUGACGUCCGCUCCACAUGACGGGGGCGGGGGGCGGGCGCCGGGGGGCGGGGGCGGCGGGCCAGGCCCUCCCCGUGCUUCUCCGCCCCUUCCCGCCCCGCCCACGGCCCUCCUCCUGGCAGCCCAGCAACAAGCGGCCACCGCCCCCACGCCGGGGCGGGCAGGUUCCGACCUGAAUCUGAAAGUGCUUCUAAAUCCCAUGCUUCACAGAACGUUCGGAGGGGGAGGCGCUCCGUGGGGGCUGCUGCGUGCCCAUGUAGCCGAACUGACUCGAAUACAAGCGUGUCCACGUCUACAUUACACAUCUGUGUAAAUGCAGAAGCCUGCGGAUGCGCGGGGCUGGCCAGACUUCAGUGUGCAGACACAUGGGCUCAUGCACGCGCGCGCGCGCUCGCUCACACACACUCACACCCCAAAUUACCUCCGGGAUGGAGAAAGCCGCUGCGGAUUGGCCAGCAGAGCCGUCACUCACGCCCAGGGGGCAGGGAGACUUCGCAAAGCUGUUUCCUUUUUUUUUUUCCUCCUCUCCUCCCUACCGUUUCAUUUAAUGGUAAAACAACAGCAGAGCUCUGAAAGUUAGCCAUCUGCGCAGAGUUUGCCUUCUUUAAGUAGGGAGGCGUCAGACGAUAUCCAUUUAAAUAUAUUUUGUACUUCCACAAAGGAUGGAAAGAGAAAUUAACCAAGGGAGUGGAGGCGGAAAGGGAGCUCCGAGUAAGAAGGAGGGGUCAUUCCGCGGUUCGGGGGGGGGGGGGCGGGGGCCGACGCAGGGGAAAGAGUUGCUCUCUACAUCGAAAAGAGACUUUGACCUUCCAUUGAUCUCGAAAUUAAAAAACGUUUCUUCACAG
Messenger RNA from Pongo pygmaeus (Bornean orangutan), 904 nucleotides. RefSeq names its product RNA-binding protein MEX3A-like. The transcript is spliced from 2 exons. The record is from RefSeq and is a predicted model, not a curated record. The coding region runs from base 1 to 372 and encodes 123 amino acids. Lineage: Eukaryota; Metazoa; Chordata; Mammalia; Primates; Hominidae.